Molecule: messenger RNA, 669 nt
Organism: Paramecium tetraurelia
Lineage: Eukaryota; Ciliophora; Oligohymenophorea; Peniculida; Parameciidae
Exons: 1
Biological process (GO): N-terminal peptidyl-methionine acetylation
Cellular component (GO): Golgi membrane
Molecular function (GO): protein-N-terminal amino-acid acetyltransferase activity; histone acetyltransferase activity
Source: RefSeq, a predicted model, not a curated record
AUGCAAUAAUAAGAUAAGAGAUUGAGCUAGGCAUUUCCUCCAAACUCUUAAAGUAACUCUAGUUACAUUGCUGAGAUACACAAUGUGUUAGCAACCAUUAAGAUAGAUGAUAUAGGAUUUAAAGAUAUCAAAUUUAGAAAUGUUCAAACCAAGAGAGAUAUAGCACAACUUAAAUAACUGUAAUUAGAAUGGUUCCCUAUCGAUUACAGCGAAUAAUUUUACACUGCUGUUUUGAAUGGAGUUAAUUCCUCUCUAAUAGCAGAGAUCGAAAUAAAAUUCCAUACAGGCAGAAAGGAAAGAUUCAUUAUUGGUGCUAUGAUUUUUUAGUAACGUCACAGCAAAUCAAAAUAUUUAUAAACCCAGACAUGGAAAUAAUGGUUUUGCUCAUUGUUUUAAACGAAAAAUGCGCUUUACAUCAUGACAAUAGGAGUUAUCAAUGAAUUUAGGGGGAGAGGGAUUGCUGACUACAUGCUUGACUAGUUAAAGAAGAGAGUUUUAGAGUCCAAUAAGACACUUAAUUACAUCUAUCUAGACAUGAUUGUUUAUAAUGAGAUAGCAUCUAGGUUUUAUCAAAAGAAUGGGUUCAUUUGUGUUAGAGUUAAAAAAAACCACUAUGAGAUAGAGAAUCAAUUAUUCGAUGCUCAUGUAUAUGUCUGGUUACCUAAUUGA